AUGGACCGAAAGCGAAGUAGAAGUAAAUAUUCCGCAUAUUUCGAUCGAGAUGGGGAGAUGGGACUUUGUCGAUUGUGUCCUUCGAAAAUUCCAUGGUCCAAGAGUGGAGGAACCAAUUGUAUAAGGCUCCAUUUGGCAACAAAGCAUCCGGUAGAAAUGAAUGAAUUCAAACUCCUCGAGGAAGCUCGUGCCAAAAUGUCGAGACCAUCUGUCGAAGAUUUCAACAACUCUACCAUUGAAAAUUCGCUGAGCAGUAUUUAUGUGAAAGAGGAAAAUGUCGACUUAUGGAGAGAAAAUUCUGAGGAAUCUAAUGAAAAGUAUCCGGCAAAAAAUCCAUCAUAUAAACAUACGGACCAGGAUCAAUUAGUUUUUGAAACGAUUUUGGGGGAUCGAUGGCCAGUGGAAAAUGUUGAAGGAGAAUUCUUCAGAAGAUUACUCAGAAAAUUAAAACCUGGAUUUGAACUCAAAAGCGUCGAACACUACGUCAAUCUAGUUCUCCCAUCAUUCCGGUCAAGUUUGGAAUCAAGAAUUCUGACGGAUUUGAAAUUCGCGGGCAAAAUUUCAUUGGUGUUUGAUUACGGUAGUACAGCAAUAAGUGGUCUGGACUGUGUCUCGGUUAUGGAAUAUCGACGCCUUCAGAAUCUUCAUGGCUCAAACCCAUAUUAUGCUCAUUUCCUGAAUAUCGAAUUCUCAGAAUACGAUUUGUCUUCUGAAUCCCUCCAACGUCCAGAAUUCAUGUCAUGGACCGAUCAUUGGGGAUUACUGUACUUUUUGUUAGAUACGCAGAUUCCACAAGUUUUGUCCAAUUUUUGUGCAACGACGAAACAGGCAAACUGCCCAGAACUGACGCCCGACGAAUUGCUCAUCUCAAAAUUUAUGUACAGUAUCCUUAUGGAACUUAAAUCAGCUAGAAAUUCAAUUCGAAAUCAAAGUUAUCCAACGGCUUCAGUGAUAAUUCCGACUUUGAGAGUUUUGCUGCACAAAUCCGACACCACAUCUUUUAUAAAAUCCCAAGUGAUUUCCGACCUUCAAAAUGUUUCAACAAUUUGUCAAAAUAAUGAAAUCCUCAAAACCGCCACUUUUUUCGACCCAAGAUUCCGAGAUCGCUACUUUUUUGAAUCUCAUAAAGAGAAGAUUCUCGCCACUUAUCGAGAGUUUGCGGAUAAAAAUUUCGAGAACAAAUUGAGUAUUAGUAAAGAAGAAAAACCUAAUCAAAUGGAUUUGUCAUCUUUCGACUUAUUUCUACAAUCACAAGGACCAUCAAAACCAACAGAAGUGCCCGGAGCAAAUUUGGAAAAGGAGAUUGCCGAAUACCUCCAAGAAGAGCCAAAUUCUCAAUUGAAUCCAAUCGAUUAUUGGAUUUUUAAUCAAUCGAAACUUCCAAUUUUGAAAACGUUGGCCGCCCAAUUUUCUGCAAUUCCAGCUUCUGCAAACUCGAAAUCAAGGAAAAUUUAUGAGGAUGGUGAUAAGAUAUUCUCAAUGAAAAAUAUGGAUUCAAUCAAGGAAGAUUUUGGAUUUUGUUGUGCGAAUUUGGAAGUCGACGGGGUUUUUUAA
Caenorhabditis briggsae is the source of this 1554-nucleotide messenger RNA. The transcript is spliced from 8 exons. NCBI's taxonomy places the organism in Eukaryota, Metazoa, Nematoda, Chromadorea, Rhabditida, Rhabditidae. The record is from RefSeq and is a predicted model, not a curated record. The coding region runs from base 1 to 1554 and encodes 517 amino acids.